AUGCUGGCUUCAAAGUCAUGGCUGAAUGCAUACAUUCUGACCUUCAACUGUGCGAGAAACACAAUUGAUACCCAUACAUUUGCCUCCCAUUUAUUUGAUGGGCUUUCAAAGGACUCCGAUCCGGUUAAUUACCCAGAAGUCUUGGUCCUAUCACUGCAAGAAGUCGCGCCCAUUGCCUAUGCAUUUCUCGGAGGGCCAUUUCUCGAAUGGUACUUUGAUGCGUUUCGACUUGCUGUUGACCUGGCGACACCUGAGGACCAGCGAUAUCAAAAUGUCAUGACAAAAAAUGUGGGGAUGACUGCAAUCAUGGUGUUCGUCCGAGAUGAUUUUGUCGACCGCAUAGCCUGGAAAGAGGAGGCAGAGGUUGGAGUUGGGGUCCACCAGGCUGGAAACAAAGGUGCUGUUGGAGCAAGAAUAGGAUACCAAGUGGACUACGAUAGUGAGGAUCAGCUUGCCUUAACGUUUAUCUCAUUGCACCUUGCCCCAGAUGAAAGCGCCUUAGAACGAAGGAACCAAGAUUGGAAAGAUAUAUGCCAGAGACUCGUCUUCACUGGCUGCGAUGUAGCGGGCCAGCCAGUAGGCCCAGGGGCCCAACAUCGACAGUACGACGAAGAAGGAACACCGCUAAUCCCAAGCUACCGCGGGACAUCAGGGGACAGUGGGAUGUACUCACUGGGUACGUAUCUAUUUGUUGCGGGCGACGUUAACUAUCGCACAUCACAUAGAGAUCCUCAGCCUGGCGAUAUAUCCUCAUUUCCUCAGCCUACAAACGACACAAGCAGUAGAAACCACUAUAUGCGCCUAUUGGCUCAUGACCAACUCACAAAGGAGCGACUAGCAAACAGAACUAUGCAUCAUCUCUCAGAACAGCACAUUGCAUUUCCGCCAACAUACAAAUACUCACUAGAAGCCCGCCAGGGAAGCCUGCAUCACCCCGAGGCGGGCUUCAAGUGGGCCAAAAAUCGGUGGCCGAGCUGGUGUGAUCGCAUAUUAUACCUGGAAAAUCCAUACCCGGGAGAUCAGUCUUCCAAAGUCCAAGUCCAUCAUUACGGUAUACUGCCACUUUUCCAGACUUCGGAUCACCGCGCGGUCGUGCUGUCUCUCUCAGUUCCUCUUAAGGCUCCUCCAGCCAUCCAGGACUCCAUAUUUUCCCCUCCUUUCUCCCCUCCUUUUGAUAUUGAUCCCGAAUGGCAAAGCAAACGUUCACUUGCUAGGAAGAAGGAGGUUGCUAUAGGCAUCAUGGCCUAUCUUGCUCUAACCUGGGAGGGCAAUGGAUUAAUAUUAGCGACGAUUUUAGGACUUGCUGCUGGAUACUUCACACUUUACGGCCUUGGAUAG
This is a messenger RNA of Nannizzia gypsea CBS 118893, 1338 nucleotides long. RefSeq lists its product as hypothetical. The transcript has a single exon. Gene Ontology annotation, biological process: phosphatidylinositol dephosphorylation. Lineage: Eukaryota; Fungi; Ascomycota; Eurotiomycetes; Onygenales; Arthrodermataceae. The record is from RefSeq and is a predicted model, not a curated record. Gene Ontology annotation, molecular function: phosphatidylinositol-4,5-bisphosphate 5-phosphatase activity. Bases 1 to 1338 code for a protein of 445 amino acids.